Messenger RNA from Eremothecium sinecaudum, 729 nucleotides. RefSeq names its product GPI-anchored mannoprotein (gene TIR1). The transcript has a single exon. Lineage: Eukaryota; Fungi; Ascomycota; Saccharomycetes; Saccharomycetales; Saccharomycetaceae. The record is from RefSeq and is a predicted model, not a curated record. Bases 1 to 729 code for a protein of 242 amino acids.
AUGAAAGCUUCCGCUAUUUUCUCCGCCAGUGCUUUAUUGGCACUUGCUUCCGCUCAAUCUAAGACCGAACAGGAAAUUGCCAUCGUCUUAAAAGACAUUUUAGACCACCGCAGUGACUACCUAAGAUUCCAACUUGAGCACCCAGAUAUCCAACCUCCAGAAGGGUUGCUACCUGUAUACGAGGCUUACAAGACUCGUACUGACGACUCCUACACCACUUUGUUCAGCAAUAUCAACGUUGAUCAAUUCCACGCUUUGGUCACUGCUUUGCCAUGGUACAGCGAAAGAAUUGUUCCUGCUUUUGCAACUAUUGUGGAAGCUGGUGGCGCAACUGAAGCUCCAGAGGCAACCGCUGUUCCAGAAUCAGCUGAAGCUCCAGAACCAACCGAAGCUCCAACUCCUGCAGCUCCAGAACCAACUGAAGCUCCUGAAGCUCCUGAAGCUCCAGCUCCAGAAUCAACCCCAGAAGCCCCAGAAGCCCCAGAAGCCCCAGCCCCAGAAGAACCUGAAGCUCCAGCUCCAGCAGCACCAGCUGGGGGCCCAGUUGCUUCCGCUGUUGCUCCAAUUCCAACCGGUGUUACUGGAAACGCUACCACCGGUGCCCCAGCCGCUCCACCUGCGUCAACUACUCCACCAGUAGUAAACCCAGGAGAGAACGCUGGUAACAUCAAUGCUUGGUCCACUGCUUUGGGUGUAGCUGCUGCUGGUGUAAUCGGUAUGUUGUUGUGA